AUGCCCAAAAAAAGUCAUCGAAAGAAAAAAGCCCAGCAAGAGGACUUUAAAAAACCAAAACUUAAAGUUGGCAAGAAGAAACCUCAAGCCAGUAAUUUCACAGAUACAUCCUUCAAAUCUAAAGCAAUCUCUUUACCUGAGCAGAGUAUUGCCAAAGACAAAUCAGAAGAAAUAACCAAUACUCGAAAUUUAACAUUAAACGACCUUGUAACACAAUUAAAACAUUACAAUUCUAUUCAAGGUCUCAGAGAUUUAUUCCAUAAACAUCCCUCCAUUUUAUCACGAUCCCUAUCAACAAUUGUGAAUCCUCUUUCACGCUUACUUGUUGAUGAUGACAGGGGUGUUCGGAGGUCAUUGUUAGCGUUCUUUACGGAAUUCUUCCUAAAGGUGCAAAAGUUUGAGCUACGACCAUUUCUUCCCCUUCUUAUAAUAUAUACGUGCUCGGCAAUGACACAUAUAUAUGAUGAUAUACGGACAGAUUCUAUUAAAUUUAUGGAAUUAUGGCUUGAGAUUGCGCCGGAUGUUGUGAUUGUGCCAAAUUACAUCAGAUUAUUAACUACGGACACCAGCAUCAGUGUCAAUAGUUCAGUUUCCAAUAUUAUCAAGAAUUCAAACCAAUUUUGGCCACUGGAAAUAAAAAUUGAAUUACUAUCAAGUUUUCAUAAAAUUUUAAAACAUGGACUUACCCUUGAAGGGAAUGAAGACACGAAUUUGAUUUUCCUGAACUUUUUGUCUGCUGAACAUUCAAAGCAAUCAGCACAUUUUUCCAAGCAACAUGUUUUUGUAGAUUUAACACAAGCUCAUGAAAUGGCUGAAGCUGCACCUCUUCAUCCAUUGACUUCAACUAUCUUGCCUUCUUUGUUUUCAUCUUCAAUGACUUAUGCCACACAAUUAAAUAUUUUCAACUAUACUACAUCAGUAUCUACGACAGAAAAAGAUACAGAUCGGAUUAAUAUUAGCAUAGAAGCAUCACAGCAUGAUAUAAAUAAAGAAAAGAGUGAUUAUGAUUAUUCAACAACGCAGAAACGUGUGGCUAACACAAAGGAUCUAUUAAAUACUUUAAAUCCUAUACUCCUGUCAUUAUGGUUAGACACUGCACCAUCAGUAUUUGGGACAAUUUUAUCUUUAACUCGUAUAACAUCUGCACUUCAAAUAGUUUAUCUUGUAAUGAAAAUAAUAGUUAUAUUAUGGAGAACAAUUUUACACAUCAUAUUCAUGAAACAGGAUAUUUUGGAUAAACAAUGGAUAGAAAACAACUUAAAACCAUUGCUUAAACACUUUAUAAUAUACUUUCCAUUUGGUGCAGAGUCCUCUGAUGUGUGUGAUGUAAAGGUUGAGAACAUUAUACAAGAAAUGAAUAUUAUAUUUUGUGAAUUGGUGAUAUUAUAUUUGGCUGCAGCAUCUUCAAAUUUAAUAAAAGCUGAUAAGAAUAAAAAAGGCAUAUCAAUCAAUACAGAGACUGGAUUAUCUUUUCAAAAACAAAUUAGUAUGGAGACUGGACCAUUUUUUAAAAAACAAAAAAAGAUUUCUAAACCAGAAACUUAUGAAUUACAUUCUUUGUGGAUAGAAAAAAUUUCUGAAUAUGUUAUACAAAUUUUGGAAUCUGAUAAAGAAUCUUUCUUAGUCAAAUCGCUUCAAAGUUGGGUAUUGAUUUUGCCAAAGUUGUUAUGUGAAUUAAAAGCAAAUAAUUUUGAAACUAGUCAGGAUAUUUUGAAUGUCUUAUGUGAUAUUGCAAAACGUGGAAAUAAAAGUGUUUUAGCGGAAGAGAUUUUGGAACAACUUCAAGUGUCACUAGUACCAUUUUUUUACAUGGAUUCAAAUAAUAAAGAACCUUUAUAUGGGCCAUUUAUAUCAUUACCGCAAAUACACCAGCGUAAAACCAUAGAAUUUCUUUUUUACUGUCCAAGAAUUGUUGAUGAAAUAAUAUUUGCGCUAAAGCAAGUAUUAAAAAGAGAUGAGGCUAUAUCCAUUAAACAUUAUAUUAUGCGUUUAUCUGAAAAGUUUUCAGAACAUCUUUAUAUGCAAUAA
Messenger RNA from Dentiscutata erythropus, 2028 nucleotides. Lineage: Eukaryota; Fungi; Glomeromycota; Glomeromycetes; Diversisporales; Gigasporaceae. The record is from the annotation of a GenBank genome assembly.